AUGGUUUCCCGUGGUGCCUCGGGAGAUUUCCUAGGAACGCAAAGCGAGGCGGCCAUCUCAGUCGGCGCGCUAAGAGACGUACCCGGCCAGAUAACGUGUCCCCACUGUCAGGUCCCGGUUCUGACAGAGACCACACACACCCCUGGACUGCUCACCUGGCUCAUCUGUGGAUCACUCGGCUUCCUCCUGUGCUGGCCAUGCUGUUUGAUUCCGCUCUGUGUUGACUCCUGUAAGGACGUAGAACACCGCUGCCCCAACUGCAAGAGAGUGAUCCAAAUCCACAAACGCAUGUGAACAGACCAAGAUGAGACACCUGCCACAAAGUGAUCCAUAUCUGCAAACCUACUGUAUAUAUGAACAGACCUAGCCACAGCCUACUGACAGUUCAGUGCGUAAUCCACAUCAGAAAGACAAUAGUCUACUGUCUCUCUGAAAUGACUGCAGCAGGACAGCUUCCUCUACUGUCUCUCUGAAAUGACCACAGCAGGACAGCUUCCUCUACUGUCUCUCUGAAAUGACUGCAGCAGGGCAGCUUCCUCUACUGUCUCUCUGAAAUGACCACAGCAGGACAGCUUCCUCUACUGUCUCUCUGAAAUGACUGCAGCAGGACAGCUUCCUCUACUGUCUCUCUGAAAUGACUGCAGCAGGACAGCUUCCUCUACUGUCUCUCUGAAAUGACUGCAGCAGGACAGCUUCCUCUACUGUCUCUCUGAAAUGACUGCAGCAGGGCAGCUUCCUCUACUGUCUCUCUGAAAUGACUGCAGCAGGGCAGCUUCCUCUACUGUCUCUCUGAAAUG
Oncorhynchus nerka (sockeye salmon) is the source of this 797-nucleotide messenger RNA. RefSeq names its product lipopolysaccharide-induced tumor necrosis factor-alpha factor homolog. The record is from RefSeq and is a predicted model, not a curated record. Gene Ontology annotation, cellular component: nucleus; cytoplasmic side of lysosomal membrane; cytoplasmic side of late endosome membrane. The transcript has 3 exons. NCBI's taxonomy places the organism in Eukaryota, Metazoa, Chordata, Actinopteri, Salmoniformes, Salmonidae. Gene Ontology annotation, molecular function: zinc ion binding. The coding region runs from base 1 to 294 and encodes 97 amino acids.